AUGGAUAAAGAUAAUAAGGAAAGAUUGGAAGCGAUGGAUGAAGAUAAUAAGGAAGGAUUGGAAGCGAUGGAUAAAGAUAGUAAGGAAAGUUUGGAGGCAGUGGAUAAGGGAAAUAAAGAGGCAACGAGGAAGCAGGGUCUGUCCGCAGUUAAUAAUCGAAUUGGAGGCUUCACGGAUUCCGCCACCUCAGCCUACGACUCCACCGAUGGCCCCUUCGCUGCUCGCAACCCCGCCACGGUCGCCCCGCCUGCUGUCGUCGAAGUCGCCGCUGCCAGUCCGGUUAGCUGCAUGGGACGGGCGCCUCUCACCGCCACCACGGCCCACCUGCGGCCACUGCUGCCGCCGCCACCACGUUCCUCCGUUUUGCCGGUACCGAUGGCCGCUGAUGCUGCUGUCACGCCGCCGCCGCCGCCCCCGCCGGCCCCGCCGCCGCCGCCGCCCAUGGAGGUCGUUGCUCCACCUGCUCAUCCGAGCAUACCCAGUGGCGGUGCGCAGUUUUCCACCAGCAAUUCAGGGUCGCAAGUGGAUAGCACAGCUCAGUAG
Molecule: messenger RNA, 543 nt
Organism: Schistocerca gregaria
Lineage: Eukaryota; Metazoa; Arthropoda; Insecta; Orthoptera; Acrididae
Product: WAS/WASL-interacting protein family member 3-like
Exons: 2
Coding region: 1-543 (180 amino acids)
Source: RefSeq, a predicted model, not a curated record